Onychostoma macrolepis is the source of this 2522-nucleotide messenger RNA. It is a transcript of the gene ramp2, whose product is annotated as receptor (G protein-coupled) activity modifying protein 2. The transcript is spliced from 5 exons. Lineage: Eukaryota; Metazoa; Chordata; Actinopteri; Cypriniformes; Cyprinidae. Gene Ontology annotation, molecular function: coreceptor activity. Gene Ontology annotation, biological process: protein localization to plasma membrane; regulation of G protein-coupled receptor signaling pathway; angiogenesis. Bases 890 to 1402 code for a protein of 170 amino acids. Gene Ontology annotation, cellular component: membrane; cell surface; signaling receptor complex. The record is from RefSeq and is a predicted model, not a curated record.
GAGUACUGCUGUUCAGUUGGCUCGUUUGAGGCAAGAUUUAUUUUUAUUUUUGAUACAUUUGUAUUUUUAAAUACAUAAAUCUUUUUAUUUUAUUAGAAUGAAUUUGUCUUUCAUCAGAUUUACCAAAUGUUAUAACUUCUAUUUGAGCUGGUCAAUUACGAACAAUAGGUAAAAUUGAACUGCUAGCAAAAACUUGGGUGCUGCAAAUAUUUGAGUUGCUCCUCCCCUUUGACUUGCCCCUCCCCUUUUAGUGACUCCUCCCCUUUGUGUGGCCCCUCCCCUAAUCUCACUCCAAACUUUCGAUAUAACUUGAGAGCCCUGCGGACGCGAACCCAUUAUAUAAUAUCUACAGUGAAUGCGGGCAGUAAAGGGAUGCCCCGGUAUAUUUCUGAUGUACAGAUGUACUCCAAGCGCUGGCGCUGUUUCUGACACAAAGUACAACGGAUUUUCCAAUCAUUAGAAGCGAUGUAACACAUCCAGUGUAGUCAGUCCCAAGCUGUUGCAGCGUUGUAGACACGGUGCAGGGCAAAUCGUGUCAAUCCAAAUGUAAGAAAUUAGGAAAAUAAAACAACCUCAAUAGAAUGGCGCCAAAGAGACCUUUACAGUAGUAUACAGCAAUUUAAAAAAUACAGUAAGUCUCUGUAUGUGGGGUCUGACUUCACAGAAAAUUCCCAAGAUGCAAAGGGUAUUACAGUUAUUUACUGUAAAGGGAAUUUGCAGUAUUAUACUGGGUGAUAUACAUAAUAACUGCAGAAAUGACAGAAAUGUCUAACAGUGUUGAUCGUGGUAGUUCCCUUGCUAUGGAGGGUCAGAAAGCUCUUGAAUUUCAUCAAAAAUAUGUUAAUUUGUGUUCUGAAGUUGAACGAAGGUCUUGCAGUUUUGAAAUGACAUGAGGAGACAGACUACAUCAACCAUGCCGACAGAAGUACAAACCACUGCAUACACCAGAGCAGAUCCUGGCUAUGGAGAUGGAGGAACAUUUGGCUGUGGUAACAAGAGCAUCUGUGACGCAUACUGUUCAAUUUGUGUGAACAGUCUCUUGAGAACUCAACAAUGCUAUGGUUUGCUGGUGGAAGUUUGUCAAUAUCAUUUUGAUGAUGCUAUGGGAACCAUGAACGGUACCGACUGGUGUUCACUGGAAAAAGUAAAAAGUGCAUACAACAAUUUCACUGUGUGUACUGAGACUGUUGCUGAAUGUCUGCUGCUUCCCUGGCCGAAUCAGUUGGUUGAACAUACAUUUGUGAAUAUCCACUCCACCUAUUUUGAAGAAUGCCCCACAGAGGCACUGAGAGACCCCCCUCCCAGCAUCAUCCUUGCCCUUGUCAUGACCCCCAUAUGCCUAAUCCCUGUUAUGGUGGUCCUAGUUGUUCUCAAGACUAAAAAUGGAGACAGGCGGUCCUAGACGUCCAGGUGCAAGAUUUUAUUCUUAUUCCUUGUUCUGCUCUGUUUCUUUUUCAUCCGGGAUGGUAUCCCACCCCGGGAUAAUGUCCUAGCUCAACGCUCCCCAGUGAAUGUGCACCUGGGCAUCUCCAGGACUGACUAAACCAGGACGGAGGAUGAGCAUUUGUUCUGGGGGUGAUCUCUGACUGGAAAAUGUUACUGUACUUCAGUGAAAUAAUUGUUGGUUAGAAAGGUAUAUUUAUCAUUAACAUACAGCUCAUGUGCAUUACAGAUAUUUCACAGCAUUAUUAUAUCCAAAUUGCACAUAUGCGUUUUGUUGUCUUCAGGAUGUAAAUGCAUAAUCCAAUGAAAUGUGAAAUGACAAUGGAAAAAAGAUUCAUUUGAAGUUUUCAGACAAAUUGUGUACAUAACCAGAUGUACAAAACAACAAUGCAGAACCACAAACUCAUUUGAGUGUCCACUUUAUGCACUGUAAGAAAUCUUCAACCCAUGUUUUAAUGUAGAUUUUGAUGUUAGCUAGGUGACAAGAGCUAUUUAGCUGACUCUUAGAAUAACAUCUUUGUGAUUUCAUUUCUAUUUUGACACAAGUCAUAACGAUUGACUUUUUAAAUUUAUUAUGACAGCUAUUGAGGAAUUAAGCAUAAAUUAAUCAAUCUGAGUGCAUGACAAAACAAAGCCGACUGAAAGCCACCCAUUUCAGUAGGCAGCUUAUUAAAUAACUGUUUAUUUAUGUAAGUUAAUGACAUGCAGGUGUCUCUGAAAAGUAAACUUUUAAGAGGGAAGGGAAUGUCAGUAAAUGGAGGUUUAUAAAGACUGUGAUGUCCACUUUAAUUUUACUGUGCCCCUCACACAGAACUGCAUUGUACUUUGCUUACAAUAUAAUUACUGUAUCAGUGUAGUCACAUGAAGAAGAUUGGCAUUAGUUUGUGUUUUAUAAUUAUUUCAGUAACUGAUUAUGAAGGAUGAGUCUUAUAUUGAGACAAGUUUAUGUCUGCAGAUUAUUCUCUCUUUUUUAUAGACCAACCAUUUUAAGAGCCUGUGAACUAUUUUUUAAUUUUAUACUUCACCUCCUACUUUGAUUGGACAUGUUUUUUUAAAUAAUUAAACCACGUUUUACCUAG